AUGUUUUUGAUUGCACUUUUGUGCGUUGCUGUGGGUGACCCCUGCGGGUGUGCGUGUGGCCCCAAAACAAAGUUGUCCGAGGGCAAACUUGUCGGCACGAUGACCGCAGCGUGUGGCUGUCGCUCUGUUCUCUUGGGAGAUAUGCCGCGACGCUUUUACGUGUGUGUUGCUUCGGGGACAAUGUGCCGGCGGCUGUGCGGUUGCCGGAUGAAGGGAGAGGAAUGGAAGGGAGUGCGUGAGCGCAGCGGUCAGGAGUCGCGCUGGGUUUCUCGCCGCGGAGGGCAUUGCCCACCCAACCCAGCACCGCUCCUCUCGGGCACCCUCUCACACUCUCUGCAGCAUCGUAUUCGACGCCACCAGCACGCAGUGAGGCAGCGGAUGCCGACACCGCCACGAGUGCGACCGGAGGGGAACACGUCUGCUGUCGCGUUCCGAGGAGGCACACCGUGUGGAACAGCGGCGUGCGCAAAACCUUCUCGCGGAGCCCGCACACGACACCGGCCAGUGGACGCAGGGCGUUUGCGUCGUGGAGGACACCGUGGUGGAGUUCCUCCCUUCCUCCAGGUGGAAGGACGCCUGUUUUUACUUUCGUUCUUACCCAUGAGAGGUUUUUUCUUCCUUUUUAGCUUAAGAACUCUUGCUGUGUUGGGGCGCGGCUUUGGAAAACCCAUCACUUUUGAUGGUGGGCUUGUGCUUCCGUUCGAUCUUUCUCUUUUCCCACAUUGUCGCUUUUUAAAUAUUUUGUGA
Trypanosoma cruzi is the source of this 747-nucleotide messenger RNA. RefSeq lists its product as uncharacterized. The coding region runs from base 1 to 747 and encodes 248 amino acids. NCBI's taxonomy places the organism in Eukaryota, Euglenozoa, Kinetoplastea, Trypanosomatida, Trypanosomatidae. The record is from RefSeq and is a predicted model, not a curated record. The transcript has a single exon.